Durio zibethinus is the source of this 4903-nucleotide messenger RNA. Its product is annotated as heat shock protein 83-like. The record is from RefSeq and is a predicted model, not a curated record. Gene Ontology annotation, biological process: protein folding. Lineage: Eukaryota; Viridiplantae; Streptophyta; Magnoliopsida; Malvales; Malvaceae. Gene Ontology annotation, molecular function: ATP hydrolysis activity; ATP-dependent protein folding chaperone; ATP binding.
UAGAAAAUGGAAGAAAAGUCUGGAACCCGCGCAAAACCGAUACCAAAACCUUCCAUUUGCUCUUCUCUAAUUAUAUAUUUCACCUCUUUGAACUCUUGUUCUUGUACAGAAAUCCAAAGCGAAACUCAAAAAACAAAAAUUGUCAAUCGUGCUCUCGUUUUCUUUUCUUCAUUUUCCCGAUCGGUUGAUCUGCAAUUGAUGGCAGACGUGCAUAUGGGAUCAGAGUCAGAGACCUUCGCUUUCCAAGCGGAGAUCAACCAGCUCUUGAGCUUGAUCAUCAACACUUUCUACAGUAACAAAGAGAUCUUCCUUCGUGAGCUCAUCAGCAACGCUUCUGAUGCAUUGGAUAAGAUCCGAUUUGAGAGUUUAACGGACAAGAGCAAACUCGAUGCUCAGCCGGAGCUCUUUAUCAGAAUCAUCCCUGAUAAAGCCAAUAAAACCCUUUCUAUCGUGGAUAGUGGCAUUGGCAUGACCAAAGCAGAUUUGGUAAAAAAUUUGGGGACAAUUGCGAGGUCUGGAACAAAGGAGUUCAUGGAGGCAUUACAAGCUGGAGCUGAUGUCAGCAUGAUUGGUUAGUUUGGAGUAGGGUUUUACUCGGCUUACUUGGUAGCAGAGAAGGUGAUUGUCACCUCAAAGCACAAUGAUGAUGAUCAAUAUGUUUGGGAGUCUCAGGCAGGUGGAUCUUUUACUGUCACCCGGGAUGUGGGUGGUGAACCUCUUGGCAGAGGUACCAAAAUCACCCUGUUCCUUAAAGAAGAUCAGUUGGAGCACUUGGAGGAGAGGAGGAUAAAGGACCUCGUGAAGAAGCAUUCUGAGUUUAUCAGCUAUCCAAUUUACCUAUGGACUGAGAAGACUACUGAAAAGGAGCUCAGUGAUGAUGAAGAUGAGGACACGAAGAAGGAAGAGGAAGGUGAUGUGGAGGAUGUUGAUGAGGAUAAGGAAAAGAAAUCAAAGAAGAAGAAGGUUAAGGAGGUGACCCAUGAGUGGCAACUUAUCAACAAGCAGAAACCAAUUUGGUUGAGAAAGCCAGAGGAGAUUACGAAGGAGGAAUAUGCAUCGUUCUAUAAGAGUCUCACAAAUGAUUGGGAGGAUCACCUUGCUUUGAAGCACUUUUCUGUUGAGGGACAGCUUGAGUUCAAGGCAAUCCUGUUUGUGCCCAAGAGGGCCCCGUUUGAUCUCUUUGACACAAGGAAGAAGUUGAACAAUAUUAAGCUUUAUGUUAGGAGAGUGUUCAUCAUGGACAACUGUGAAGAACUCAUUCCUGAAUAUCUGUCAUUUGUCAAGGGCGUUGUGGACUCUGAUGAUCUCCCUUUGAAUAUCUCUCGUGAAAUGCUGCAGCAGAACAAGAUUCUUAAAGUGAUUAGAAAGAAUCUGGUGAAGAAAUGCAUUGCGAUGUUUUUUGAGAUUGCCGAGAACAAAGAGGACUACACCAAGUUCUAUGAAGCUUUCUCCAAGAACAUCAAGCUGGGCAUUCAUGAAGAUAGCCAGAAUAGGGCUAAGCUUGCUGACUUGCUAAGGUAUUAUUCUACGAAGAGUGGUGAUGAGAUGACCAGCUUGAAGGACUAUGUUACUAGGAUGAAGGAAGGCCAGAAAGAUAUCUACUACAUCACUGGUGAGAGCAAGAAAGCUGUUGAGAACUCACCAUUCCUUGAGAAACUCAAGAAGAAGGGAUAUGAAGUGCUGUUCAUGGUUGAUGCUAUUGACGAAUAUGCUGUUGGACAAUUGAAGGAGUACGAUGGAAAGAAGCUAGUGUCUGCAACUAAAGAAGGGCUCAAGCUUGAUGAGGAAUCUGAAGAAGAGAAGAAGAAGAAGGAGGAGAAGAAGAAGUCCUUUGAAAACCUUUGCAAGACGAUCAAAGAGAUUCUAGGAGAAAAGGUUGAGAAGGUUGUUGUGUCUGACAGAAUUGUAGACUCUCCUUGCUGUUUGGUCACUGGAGAAUACGGAUGGACGGCCAACAUGGAGAGAAUCAUGAAGGCCCAGGCUCUGAGAGACAACAGUAUGAGCGCUUACAUGUCUAGCAAAAAGACAAUGGAAAUCAACCCAGACAACGGCAUAAUGGAGGAGCUAAGGAAGAGGGCUGAAGUUGACAAAAAUGAUAAGUCAGUCAAGGACUUGGUACUGCUGCUCUACGAGACUGCUCUUUUGACUUCUGGUUUCAGCUUGGAUAAUCCCAACACAUUUGCAGCAAGAAUUCACAGGAUGUUGAAGCUGGGUUUGAGCAUUGAUGAUGAUGACACUGCCGAUGCCGAUGAUGUUGAUAUGCCAUCUUUGGAGGAAGAGAGGAACGAGGAGAGCAAGAUGGAAGAGGUCGACUGAGGGAGCUAAAAGAUAGAAGUGGUCAAUAGUAUUCGAUAUGUACAUCGGUGUAAAGUGUCGUCAUUGAGUGUAAACUUUGCCGGUUCUGGUCGUGUGCUUUUAAUUUAGGUUUUUAUGGGUCGUUGUUAGUGGUUUGUCCCAUGGCCAUGUACUAUUUACCCUGUUGAGAGAUGUUACAUCUGAUAUUUCCUUUAUAUAUAUAAAUAUAAAUAUAUGUAUAUAAAUGCAAUCUGAGUUUUCCUCCAGUUUGACGUUACCUUCAAAUUUUCUUUCUUCUCAUUUCGAUCCAGUAAACAAAUACAUUAAGCAAUGGUUCAUGACUAUAUGUCUCGAACUCUUGUUUCGUUUGUUGUGAAGUGAAUUACUGUCAUUGGUUCAGUAAAAUUCUAGACUCUUUCAGAUGCCUGCUUUUCAGCUCUUACCCUUGGGGCAGACAGAUUCCGCUAGUCUCCAACUUCCUAAACAAAGAACGAAAAUUAGGAAUGUACAAUUGCAAAGGUCUGUAUCAAGCCAAAACUUGUCCUAUGACCGCUUAGCGCUAGACUCUGUAUCAACAGUCCAUACGUUAAAAUCACGUACAGGAUCGAGGAAUUUAGAAUUGGGAUCUUGCAUUCACGCGACAGUAUUAAAAUCUGGAUUGCAAAGCAAUGUCUUUUUUAACAACUCUCUUCUGGAUAUGUACAUGAAAUGUGGGUGUAUAGAAGAAGCCAUAAAACUGUUUGACCAUAUGCCUAAGAGAACCGUAGCAUCAUGGACAUCGAUGAUUUCAGGUUACUGCCACAAUGGAUUAGCUGAUGAAGGGAUUUCCACUUUUGUUCAGAUGCUGGAGAAUGAGUGCCCCAAUGAGUUCACUCUAGCAGCUGCUUUACAAGCUGUUGCACAAAUUCGCAAUUUCAGAUUCAUUUGUGUUGUCCACAGUUAUAUUCUCAAGAGUGGAUAUCUCAAGGAUAGCUUUUUGCAGAAUUCUUUGGUAGGUGCAUAUGCAAAAUCUGGGGCUUUCGUAGAUGCAGUUAAGCUUCUUGAUAGAUUGAGUUCGCGGGAUGUUGUUUCUUGGACUUCCGUUAUUUCAGGUUUUGUGCUACAUGGCUUGAUGGGAGAAGCGCUACAGGUCUUCUUCCGGAUGCAAGAAGAUGGGAUUAUACCGAAUGAGGUGACAAUUUUGAGUGUUUUACAUGCAUGUUCCUUCAUUGGACGACAACGCAUAUUGCAAUGGAUUCAUGGCUUCGUUUCAAAAUUGGGAUGGCGUCGACAUGAACUUGUAUUGAAUUCUGUAGCUGAGAUGUACUUAACUAAUGGGUACCUCAGAGAAGGAAUACAACUUUUUUCUGAAUUUUGUUUUGAUGGUGAAGGACAAUUUCUUUGCCCGGAGACAAUGGCAACUCUCCUGCAGGGUUGCGGUCAUUCCAAUUAUUUGAAGUUUGGGAAACAACUCCAUGGCUACCUAAUCAAACAUGGGUUUUCUUCAUGCGUUGUAGAAAAUUCUUUGAUUAACAUGUAUGCAGAAAACAAGCAAAGCGACUCAGCCUUCCAAGUCUUUGCCAGGAUGAAUGUGAGAGACAUUAUUUCUUGGAAUUCAUUGAUUACACAUCUCGUCAAGAAUGGUCAAUUCCAUGAGGCCUUAAUGCUGCUUAAAGAUAUUCACAGCAAUCGUGGAGGAGAGAUGGUGCGUCCAGAUUUUAUCACCAUGUUGGCAUCAAUUCAGGCUUGUUCAAACUUGUCAUCAUUCAUGCCAGGGCAAGUUAUUCAUGGCUACAUAACAAAAACUGGCUUAAUUAGUGAUAUCUUCAUUCAGAAUGCUUUGAUAGAUAUGUAUGGAAGAUCAGGGAGGUUGGAUUUAGCAGAGAAAACCUUUGAGGAGAUGUCCACAAAAGAUAUAGGUUCAUGGAAUUCAUUAAUUGCUGCAUAUGGAAUCAACGGCAAUGGGAGGCCUGCUCUCCUGGCUUUCACAGGGCUAAAUAAAUCCAGUCCACAUAAGCCGAAUGCUAUCACCUUCACCAACAUUCUUUCUGCAUGCUCGCAUGCGGGACUGGUUGAAGAAGGCUAUAAAAUAUUCAACCGCAUGAGAGAAUACGAAGUGGAACCAAGCAUGGAGCAUUUUGUUUGCGUGGUCGAUCUCUUGGGACGGUCAGGGAAACUUGAGGAAGCGGAAGCCUUCAUAAAGGAUAUGCCAGUAACACCAGCCAACGAUGUUUGGUAUGCUCUACUGGGUGCGUGUGGGUUUUUUGGAAAUAUCAGCAUAGCUGAGAGAGUUGCGAAGAAGCUAAGUGUCCAGGAUCCUGAAGGCAAAGCUUGGAGAGUUGCACUAUCAAACGUUUAUGCUAGCAGAGGACAGUGGGAGGAUGCAGCGAAGAUGAGGUCACAGGUAAUGCAAGUAGAAGGGAUGAGAAAGGAAGUAGGAUGGAGCACUGUUGAGGUAGAAGGAGAGAUGUUCAGGUUCAUGGUAAAUGAUACAAGACAUCCAGAGAGUAAAUUAAUCUAUGCUACCGUAAACGGAAUGAUGAAACAUGUAAGAGAAGGCGUUACAAUUCGAUUGUGAACAAUUUAAAUCCUCAGCAUUCAGGAAAAUUGACCAUAAUAUCUAUCAUGA